This is a messenger RNA of Merops nubicus (carmine bee-eater), 664 nucleotides long. Its product is annotated as chondroitin sulfate N-acetylgalactosaminyltransferase 2-like. The transcript has a single exon. Lineage: Eukaryota; Metazoa; Chordata; Aves; Coraciiformes; Meropidae. The record is from RefSeq and is a predicted model, not a curated record. Gene Ontology annotation, biological process: cellular response to BMP stimulus. The annotation marks the transcript as partial.
AUGAGAAUGCACAGAAGAGGCUUAGUAAUUCAAGCCAGGACUCGUUGGCUAUUAGUGGGCCUUGCUUUACUAUUCAGUUUAGUCUUGCUUAUGUAUUUGCUAGAGUGUGCUCCACAAACAGAUAGUAAUGGAUCUCUACCUGGUGUUGUAGGCGAGAACAUGGGUAAGGAAUACUAUCAAGCUCUCUUGCAGGAACAAGAAGAGCAUUAUCAAAACCGAGCUACCAGUUUGAAACGUCAGAUUGCCCAGUUAAAGCAAGAGCUUCAGGAAAUGAGUGAUAAAUUGAAAUCUCUACAGGAAAAAAAGAAUCCCAAGGUCAAUGGUAUGAACUAUCAGGGCACCAAAGAACAAGCAUCCAAUGAUCUUCUAGAGUUUCUUCACUCCCAGAUUGACAAAGCUGAGGUGAGCGUGGGAGCCAAACUGCCUAGUGAAUAUGGUGUCGUUCCCUUUGAAAGCUUUACAUCCAUGAAAGUGUUCCAGCUGGAGAUGGGGCUUACUCGGCAUCCGGAGGAGAAACCUGUUAGAAAGGAUAAACGAGAUGAAUUGGUGGAAGUUAUUGAGGCUGGCCUAGAAGUUAUCAAUAAUCCAGAUGAAGAAGAUGGGCAAGAUGAAGAUGAUGGAGUAGGACAAAGGCAGCUGUACACUGAAAAUGAUUUCCUAGAAG